AUGUCCAAUACCAGGAUACCGCACUCCACAGGCCAGAGUCCCUACUGCUGGCAGGUCUCUGCAACCAUCUCUCCUCCAUCCACCCCGUUCUCUACGUCUUCUACUCUUCUACUCCAUCUUGAUAUCGACCUAUCUUCCUCUUCAUCUUCGUCUCUUCGCCUCUUCAUCUCUUCAUCUCUUCAUCUUCUCUCAUCUCGUCGUCUUCGUCUGAAUAAACUACACCACGUGACCAGGCGCGAAAAAACGCAAACUCCAGCGACUUCGAGGUCGAAAAAAGCACCAGAAAACAUCGAAGCCGACGAAGACGAAGAGAAGCGAAACCUCAGCCUGAAGGACGCGAGAGAGCGAGAGAGCGCUGCGUCGAGCCCGCCGCCGUGUCCCCCGCCCCGCCUGUCUUUUCUCCUUUUUCGCGCCUGUCCUGCUGGUUGCGGCCUGUUCCAGCGCACCGUCGCCACACCCGCCAGAGACCUCGAGCAUCGAGAAGCAGAGGGCAUUCGCUCGCUCAGCAGGGCCGUCUGCCAUCUCAGACCCGACGCUCAAGACUACACACAAGGGAAAGAAGAAAAGAAACAAAAAAAUACUUCACCGAUUCCAGAGCUGCCACUGGUUAGUGGGCAGCUCACCUUCACCACGCCUUCAUCAAAGCGACGCAAGGUUGCCGCAGAGCUUCGCAAAGCUGGAGGCAACAAGGGCUUAUACUUCCUCAAAACCUCCCCUCCCCGGAAACCAAAGAUAGGAAAACGGUACGGCCAGUCUUCGUCUACGUCUGCCCUGUCUGCACUGCCGCAGCGUGGCUUCUUCACCGAGCCGUCCUCGCCCUCCUCGCCGAGACUGUCGCCCGCCCGGUCCCUGCAGGUAGACUCCUCGCACGGAAGCGCAAACGAACAGUCGUCCACCGAAGACUGGAGAUCGACCACGGCAACGAGCUCUCCGACCGUUACGGACGGCGAGUCGACCCAAGACACCACCUGUUGGCCCAUGUCAUCGUCUAAUAACAACAACCGAGCGGCCGGCCAGUCCGCCGCUGCCGCCAGUGAUCCCCCGAAGGAGGAUGUUUCCAUGGUAGACAGCAACAGCAGCGGUGUUGGUGGUUCUCUAGACAACGGCAACUCUCACACUGCUCCACCGGCCAUCAAGAGGCCGGCUGCCGAGAUGGGCUGUGACGAACACGAUACCGUGAUGCAGACUGAUUCCCCUUCGUUAGGUUCUCAGGAAGAGGCCGAAAAGAGCAGCAACAAGGCAGCAGGAAGCAAGAAGCAGACCGAGCGUCUGAAUCGGCACCAGCGUGAUGCCUCCGUUGACAUGGUUGGAAAGGAGACUGAGUCCGAGCCAUCCAAGGGAAGCCGAAAGCACGCUUCCGAAACCAGCAGCUCUGGAACUGAUCCAACCAUCUACACCCCGUCAUCCAGCAGCGGGCAAACCCAUGCUUCCCACGACGAUAACCCCUCUAUCGACGAGCAAGUCGCCCAGGUCAUGCAGUUGAUGCAGCAGAGCCCCACCGACAAGCAAAAGGGCUACAUUGUUUCUGCUACCUGGCUGAAGAGGGUUCUCUCCAGAAGCUCUACCCAUCCACGGCCGGAUAAAGCGGACAAGUUGGCUGCCGAGGGGGAAAUCGGACCCGUUGACAACUCAGACCUUGUCCUCGUUACUGAUCCGGACACCAUCUUCAACGAUGAAGCGGGCGAGCCAUUCGUCCCCAUGCGUCCGGGCCUGCAGAUGGGCGAGGACUACGAGAUCUUGCCAGAGGAAGCCUGGAACCUGGUGAUGAAAUGGUACGGUCUAUCGAACCAGUCCCCCGCCAUCGUUCGAUACGCACACAACACCAACACCGAGGGAGACAUGGAGCACAUCCAGUACGAGCUCAAUCCUCCCAUUUUCUCCAUCUUGAAACUGUCUCCAAACCCCUCCGAGGCAGAGAAGUCCAAACCUCCCGUCAGAUUCUUGGCCAGCAGACAUACCCCUUUCCAGCAAUGGCUCAAGACCGCAAAGACCCUGGCAUCCAUCAACAUGUCAACCAAGACUCGGGUCUGGAGAAUCCUAGAAGGACUCGGUAGUUCCGCCAACGUAACUCCGGCUGCGUCAAGAAGUGCGUCCCCAGCACCGGGAACUACCGUCUCGACAAAGAUUCCCACCUCCAUCUCCCUGGGCCUGGAAGCGUUCGUAGGUCUGACCGAGGGAUCCCAGCGAGAGCUUGUGGAUGUCCAAGACCAUACUGCAAAUACAAAGUACAACGGCAGAGCGUCUAUUCAUGUUAUCGGUCUAGGAAGCGACAACGUUAUCGUCCUGGAGGAGCAAGUUGGCGGUCCAGCAGGCGGAGAAUGGCUGUCCGAAACAACCAAGUCGAGCACCAACCUGACCGUCGGAGCUGGCACAAAAGCCAAUGUCCAAAACAGGCUGAAGAACAAAAGCUCCUCGGGCAGCGGACGGACAUCGCCUGCUCCUUCAAUCGUCACCCGAGGACGACGGCGCAAGGACGGCAAAGCUCGAGGAGUGACCGGACUAAGCAACCUGGGCAAUACAUGCUACAUGAACUCGGCGCUUCAGUGUGUCCGCAGUGUCGAGGAGCUGUCUCAUUACUUUUUGAUGGGCGAGUAUAAGAAGGACCUGAACCCGAACAACCCCUUGUCUCACAACGGGGAUGUUGCCAAGGCGUAUGCAAAUCUGCUGCAUCAGAUAUUUGAUGUACAGGGCUCGGCUUCGUUUGCUCCCCGGAACUUCAAGGUUACCAUUGGCAGAUACGGCCCUUCGUUCUCUGGCUAUGGACAGCAGGACUCCCAGGAAUUCCUGCUUUUCCUCCUGGACGGGCUGCAGGAGGAUUUGAACCGUAUCCAAAAGAAGCCAUACAUUGAGAAGCCCGAUUCCACCGACGAGAUGGUCCAUGAUAAAGUGGCGCUCCAGCGCUUUGCGGACCGCUGUUGGGAGAUCUACAAGGCCAGGAACGACAGUGUGAUUACUGAUCUGUUUUCGGGGAUGUACAAGUCCACUGUGGUGUGUCCAGAGUGCGACAAGGUCAGCAUCAUCUUCGACCCGUUCAACAACCUGACGCUGCAGAUUCCGAUUGAGAACAGCUGGAGCCACAAGAUCAUGUUCUUCCCGCUGCACAAACCACCGGUGAACAUCGACGUGGACAUUGACAAGAACUCGGGCAUCAAGGCGGUAAAGCAGUUCAUUGCAAAGAAGAUGAACGUGAACGCUGACAGGCUGGUGAUGGCCGAGAUCUACAAGCACAAGUUCUACAAGCUGUUUGACCACAGCCAGAGCAUAGCUGACCACCAGAUCAGCGAAGGGGACACUAUUGCCAUGUACGAACUUGAGAGUGUGCCGACAAGCUACAACCCGGAGAAGCCACGGCGCUUCCGCUUCUCGUCCGAGGAGCCUGCAGUCGGGUUCAACUCGCCCAAGGCAGACCGGAUGCUGGUACCAAUUUACAAUCGCGGCCGGGUGCGGCGCGGGUACGGCCAGCUGCAGCGGGGAUUAUUUGGCGUUCCGAUGUACGUUGUGAUUUCACGUGAGGAAGCGUAUGACUACGAUGCGGUGCUGCGACAGAUCCUCGCACGGGUGGCCAACCUGACGACGCGUGACAUCCUGCGAGAAGAUGAUGGGCUGGGCGUGACGAGGGCGCAGCAGCAGGCCGGGGAAGACUCUGACACUGUUGUGAUGAACGAAGACGACACGCAGGCAUACGGGCAGACGAUCAAGGCCAGUUCCGUGGAGGGAGAAGAUGGGCUGGUGGAUGUGUCGAUGCGAGAUGCCGAUCACGACGAGGCUACUGCAGCAAGAUGCAACAACAAUUACAACGACAACGACAACAGUGACAACAAAGGAGCAGAUGAUGAAGAGCUUGCACCCGUUCUAAGGCCCGGAAGCUUCAUCCCGCCGAUGCUCCGCAAUUUGUUUGAUGUGCGGUACAUUGCCACGAACGACAGCGAGCCGACUGGCUUCUCGAUCAUCAACGAGGCCCGCGAGUACCCCUUGAUGCUGUCCCGCGUGCCCGACGGGAAGAGCAGCAGUAGCAGCGGCAGCAGCAGCAACAACGGCGGUGGCGGUGGAGCAAGUAAGAUGGUGUUUGGACGACGGGCAGACGUGGAGAGCGUGGCCAGCAGCGACGACGAGCUAAGCGGGCCUGCACAACCCGUGAACGUGAUGCGGACACGGGCAGCGGUUGCAGCAGACGACGAGAUGUCGACCAACUCGAGCUCUGCGGAGACCAAGGACGAUAGCGGAUCUGAGACGGACUCUGACCGGAUGGCAGGUGCAACGAGCCUGCUGCGGUCCGGCAAGGCACGCAGCAGCAGCAGCAAGCAAAAGGCGGCCAAGAAGCCAGUGCAGCGACGGCUACCGUACGUCAAGCCGGGCGACGUGAUUGUGCUCGACUGGAACGAGGAGACGUACGACGGGGUAUUUGGCGACGAGGACGAGCUGUACGGCGACAACGAUGAAGGAGGGGAUGGUGGGCUGCGCGGACGACCGACGUGGACGAACGUGUCGGAUGUGGUCGACCCGGAGGUGACGAGCAAGCGGCAGCUGCGGUCGCGCAAGAAGAGGCGCGGGAUCACGCUGGACGAGUGCCUGGACGAAUUUGGGCGGGAGGAGAUCCUGUCGGAGAACGAUGCGUGGUACUGUCCGCGGUGCAAGGAGCACCGGCGGGCGAGCAAGAAGUUUGAGCUGUGGAAGGCGCCGGACAUUCUGGUGAUGCAUCUGAAGCGGUUCAGCGCCAACCGGAUCUUCCGCGACAAGAUUGACGCAGUGGUGGACUUCCCGCUGGAGCUGGACAUGAGCGGACGGGUGCAGAUGGUGGAGGAAGGGGAGAGCAUGGUGUACGACCUGAUUGCGGUGGACAACCACUACGGCGGCCUGGGCGGCGGCCACUACACUGCCUAUGCCCGGAACUUUGUCGACGGCCUGUGGUACGAAUUCAACGACUCCCACGUGACCAUGAAGCGCGAUCCGAGCAGCGUCGUGACAAGCGCCGCUUAUUUGCUCUUUUACCGCCGGCGCUCGGACGUCCCGCUGGGCGGCUCCUUUUUGGCGCGGCUGACGGAGCAAGCGCACGACCGGGCCAGCGACGACUCCGGCAGCGAGAGCGGCUCAGGCAACGGAACCAGUGGAACCGGCGGCGGCAGUGGUGGCGGCGGCAGUGGAUCGGGGGAAGGCAAGCGCCUCGGUGGGCUCUCCCGCAAUGGGUCGUCGGGCGCUUUACACGGAGCCGCAGCAACUCGCCAGUCGGGAGAUGGUGGUUUGCCAAUAGAUGAAGAGGAGGAGGUGGACGUUGAAGGCAGUGGAGAAGUGGGUGAAGCCGGGCCUGAUGAUGAAGACGAAGAGGAGGAAGGGGACGAAGGGUUCAGUAGUGUGCGGUUCCACGCCGGGAGCGCGAUGUACGCACAGCAGCCGAGCUGGUCGUACGACCGACUGGCCAACCACGGCUACGGCGAGGACGAGAUACCGCGUGUCUUCCCUCCGCCGGGGUCCAGCUAUGCGGACGAUGGCGAGGGGGACGAUGUGGCUAGCACGCAGGCGGAGAGGGGGGAAGGUGACCUGAGCGAGCUGGACCGGUCGUUUGAGCUGGACGCGGAGGGGGAUGCCGACGCCGACGAGACGGGCAUGGUAUUCUCCAGUGUCCUAGACGAGGAACACGCACAUGGUCAUGGACAUGGUCUUGGUCACGGUCUUGGUCACGGCAGCAGCCCUGCCAUGCCGAAUGACUUUGACGACUGCCCAGCUGUGGUAGAGGUGCGAGUUGACGAGGAGUAG
This is a messenger RNA of Trichophyton verrucosum HKI 0517, 5751 nucleotides long. Its product is annotated as ubiquitin C-terminal hydrolase, putative. NCBI's taxonomy places the organism in Eukaryota, Fungi, Ascomycota, Eurotiomycetes, Onygenales, Arthrodermataceae. Bases 1 to 5751 code for a protein of 1916 amino acids. The transcript is spliced from 6 exons. The record is from RefSeq and is a predicted model, not a curated record. Gene Ontology annotation, molecular function: cysteine-type deubiquitinase activity. Gene Ontology annotation, biological process: protein deubiquitination.